Molecule: messenger RNA, 1329 nt
Organism: Prunus armeniaca (apricot)
Lineage: Eukaryota; Viridiplantae; Streptophyta; Magnoliopsida; Rosales; Rosaceae
Source: the annotation of a GenBank genome assembly
AUGGCAGAAUUCACUCAUGAAAGCACGGAAGGCCAGGAGGAAGAGGAACUACAGGAGGAAGUGUUAGAUUUUGCACCAGCCGCACUGGAUGACUCUCUGCCAGAGGUAGAAGAUCCUUUGCAGGAAAUAAACUUAGGAACAGGGGAGGAUCCAAGGCCUACCUUUAUCAGCGCACUAUUGAAAGAACCACUUAAGAAUGAACUCGUUGCACUUCUACAAGAGUUCAAAGAUUGUUUUGCUUGGCAUUAUCAUGAGAUGCCAGGAUUAGACAGGGAAUUGGUAGAACACAGGCUGCCAAUCAAAGAGGGAUACCUUCCAGUCAAACAGGCCAGAAGAAGGAUGUCCAUGGACACAGAACUGAAAGUCAAAGAAGAAAUAGAAAGGCUGCUCAAGGCAGGAUUCAUCAGGCCUGCCAUCUAUGCUGAUUGGCUAGCUAAUAUUGUACCAGUUCUAAAAAGGAAAACUGGGGCAGUCAGAAUCUGCGUGGAUUACAGAAACCUGAAUGAAGCCUCUCCCAAGGAUGAGUACCCUAUGCCAAUGGCAGACAUGCUAGUAGAUGGAGCUGCCCACAACCAGAUGCUAUCUUUAUGGAUGGCAACGCAGGAACAAACCUUUAAGUGGGAAGAACAGCACCAACAAGCUUUUGAGGAAAUCAAGCAUUACCUCUCAAAUCCACCAGUUCUGUCCCCACCAAAGAGAGGCAGACCACUCAAGCUCUAUAUAUCUGCAUCAGAAGUAUCCAUUGGAAGUUUAUUUGUUCAGGAUAACAAGGAAGGAAAGGAACAAGCGGUCUACUACCUGAGCAGAACUCUAACAGAGGUGGAAAGAAAAUAUUCUGCAAUUGAAAGACUUUGCCUAGCCUUGUACUUCACUGCUGUGAAGCUCAAACAUUACAUGCUGCCAUACACCAUCUAUAUCAUUGCCAAAACAGAUCUGAUCAAAUACAUGCUAACAAGACCAAUGCUAAGAGGCAGAAUUGGAAAAUGGACCUUGGCCUUGACAGAAUUUGCCUUCAGAUAUGUUCCUCAGAAAGCCGUCAAAGGACAAGCUGUGGCAGACUUCCUAGCAGAUCAUCCCGGAGAGGAGAUUGAAAAUAUGGACUCUUUAGACAUAGCAAAUGCAGAUCUAUUAACCAGAGCUCCCACCUGCCUCAACAAUCCUAUCUACUCAGUUCAUCUUGCACCUUGGAAGUUAUACUUUGAUGGAUCAAAAACUGAUAUAACUUCCGGGCAGGAAUUGUUUUGGAAGAACCACUUGGAAUCAGACACUGCUACUCUUUCCAAUUGGAUUUCCAAUGCACCAACAACAGGGCAGAAUAUGAGGCCUUAA